AUGCCACCGCCCGCCGUGAGACGUAUCCAUCGAGCCCAAGACCUGACCGGCUACACUAAGGGCUUAUCUUCAGACCUCCAGACUAUGGAUACAGUCCGUGGCCUUGGUAGACAGUGCGCAAGCUACAGGUGCGACCUCAGCGACAGAGCUUCCGUGGCGCAACUUAUCCCGCGCAUAAUUGCAGACCAUAGGAUCGACGUUUUAGUCAAUGCAGCUGGGAUUCUGAAGCGGCAUGAUGCUGUUGAUUACCCACAAGGUGAAUUUGAUAAGGUCAUGCAAGUGAAUCUAAGCGUGACCUUCGUAUUAUGCAGAGAACUGGCUAAGUAUUGGAUCGAGAACGAAAUGAAGGGGAAAAUUAUCAAUAUAGGGAGUGUUAUGACGAUUGUUGGAGGUGUGAGGGUUUCAGCAUAUGCGGCGAGUAAGGGAGCAGUGGGACAAUUGACCAAAGCAUUAAGCAACGAGUGGGCAGGAAAGGGAAUCUGUGUCAAUGCAAUUGCGCCAGGUUACAUUGCUACAGAUAUGAACAAAGAUGUACGGGCAGAUAAAGAGUCGCCUUACUACCAGAGCACUGUCCAGAGAAUCCCUGCAGGGCACUGGGGCACUCCAGAGAACCUUAAAGGACCUGUUGUUUUCCUGGCUAGUAGUGCCAGCAACUAUGUUUCUGGGGAGAUAUUGAAGGUAUGGGCCAGCCUUACUCCUUUUAGCCCGAGAGAGGGUGUUCACUCAAUGGUCGUCUAG
Messenger RNA from Ophidiomyces ophidiicola, 738 nucleotides. RefSeq lists its product as uncharacterized. Lineage: Eukaryota; Fungi; Ascomycota; Eurotiomycetes; Onygenales; Onygenaceae. The record is from RefSeq and is a predicted model, not a curated record. The transcript is spliced from 2 exons. Gene Ontology annotation, molecular function: oxidoreductase activity, acting on the CH-OH group of donors, NAD or NADP as acceptor. The coding region runs from base 1 to 738 and encodes 245 amino acids.